Messenger RNA from Penicillium verhagenii, 1635 nucleotides. Its product is annotated as aminoglycoside phosphotransferase family protein. The record is from RefSeq and is a predicted model, not a curated record. Bases 1 to 1635 code for a protein of 544 amino acids. Gene Ontology annotation, cellular component: mitochondrion. The transcript has 3 exons. NCBI's taxonomy places the organism in Eukaryota, Fungi, Ascomycota, Eurotiomycetes, Eurotiales, Aspergillaceae.
AUGGUGAUGUUUUCUCAGAGACUCACCAUUGCUAGAAGCGUAACACACAUUCCCUCUUUCCGCAAACCGUGGGCCUGUUCCAAGCAGCAUACCACGUGUAUCUCAUCCCGCAAUCACUUAUCGACUAAUCCGCUUCACGAGGAAUUCUUUCGAAACACAUCAAGAAGAUGGGUAUUCAACGAGACCGACCGUUUAAGCGAACGAUACGUAAAGUUUCGACCAACAGAACUUCAACGGAUCGCCGGCGAAGCAGUACAACAAGACUAUUGCCCUGAUAUUUCUAAGCUAGCAGAGGGAGGCUUCAACAAAGUGUUUCUUCUGCGAGCAAGGAAUGCUCGUGAGGUGAUUGCACGAAUUCCAACUCCCAUUGCCGGGCCUCCCCGUUACACAACCGCCAGUGAGGUGGCGACGAUGGACUUUUUGCGAACUGUUCUCAAACUGCCGGUACCGGAGGUUUGGGCCUAUUCAACAACAUCGGACAAUCCUGUCGGAGCAGAGUAUAUUCUGAUGGAGCGGGUGGAGGGGGAGAGUCUUGCCUCGCGGUGGCUAUCUCUCACAACGGAGGAGGUGAAAGACGUCAUGACAGAAAUCGCAGAUAUAGGGAGGAAAAUCUUUGACUUCCACUUUCCUGCGUAUGGAAGUUUAUAUUACAAGAAGGACCUCGACGGGGAAACCCAGAUACCAAUCGUGGAAAUUUUGUUAUCGGCCCUGUGGCUUUCAUCCGUGGACUGUGUUACCUCCGCGGCUCGCCGGGAGAUGGCUGUCAUUCAGCAACACGCUAAAGCCCAGCCUCGCCAGACAUUCCUUCUACCAACUAACUAUGACGUUCAUCCCUCCGAGCACAGCUCGUUACUUUCGCGAUUUUUACAGUUAGCGCCUCAUUUUAUCCGACCAGGUUCCUCCAGCGCUCCGACACUAAGACACCCCGAUUUGAGCCUGAGUAAAAUUUUAUUGGCGCCUGGGUCCAACAAAAUCAUCAGUAUCAUUGAUUGGCAGGAUGCCAUGAUAUUACCGCGCUUCAUUCAAGCAGGUUAUCCCGCGUUUUGUGAGCACGACUCCUCCCAGCCUCAAAGCCUGCAGAUUCCAUCUCUCCCUGAUAAUUUCGACGAAAUGAGUAUCGAUGAACAAAGACAAUCCAAAACUAUUUUUCGCUUAGAAGAGGCCAACCUCUUUUAUACAGCUGCGACAGGUAUACAUAAUGACCAGCACAUGACUGUUUUGAAACUUCCUUAUCUCGGAAUGCUGCAGUAUCUUCUUCGCCAGACAGGGUAUCCCUGGGAUGCAGACGUAAUUAACCUACGUGCUGCGUUGGUAGGCAUCACGACACCAUCGGUAUGGAGCAAAAUUUCCUCGGCAGCUUGUCCAGUUGUGUUCAGCGAUGAAGAACGAGAGGCUGCUAUGGCGGACUCGCAGGAAUGGAACGAGUCUGAGCAGCUCUUGUCGCGGGUUCGAGAACACCUCAAUAUCGACCUAGAAGGUGGAACCGACCCGGACGACUUUGAGAGGGCAGUGGAGGGCAAUCGUCAGUUUCGAAUGGAAAUGGUCAGGCAGGCAGAGGAGGACCAACAGGAGAUCUCUUGGCGUAAUUGGCCGUAUAAGGAUAAAGAGGACGAUAGCAUGCCUCCUCGGGUAUAG